Molecule: messenger RNA, 2160 nt
Organism: Boeremia exigua
Lineage: Eukaryota; Fungi; Ascomycota; Dothideomycetes; Pleosporales; Didymellaceae
Product: sulfur metabolite repression control protein-like protein SconB
Exons: 2
Coding region: 1-2160 (719 amino acids)
Molecular function (GO): protein binding
Source: RefSeq, a predicted model, not a curated record
AUGGCGUCAAAUACCACCCACACUGUCACCACUGUCGCAACCGACCGCAAUCGUGCGCAACCUGUCACGAAUACUCCGAAACGACGCCGCACGUCCUGGCGUACCCAAUUUCCCGAAGAAGCCGCCAUGCGUACUUCUAUCGACCCACACACCGCCCUGAUGCAGGGCCACGACCAUGAGCACGCCUCUGAGCGCUCAAGACACCUCCUGGGCGAGAAAGUUGAAGAGACAGAACAAGCACAGGCUAGCAAGUCCAAAAAGAUUGAGAAGAUGAUCACGCCCUACCUCGCCCAGCACAUCCCACAGCAGUACAACCCCCUUGGCGGUCCCGACGCCUCUCCCGCCAACAGCAACACCAAGUUCUGCUAUCGCCACCGUCCGGACCUCCUGUGUCGACGACAGGCUGACGAGCCAUCCAUGGAGCAGUUGCAACAGGAGCUUGGCAGAGAGUCGCAAGCUGACCAGCAGAGCAUCGCCAACGUCUGGUCGUUGUUCUCUGCUGCCCCCGCUCGGCACCGGAACCUCAUGCUUCAGGGCAUCCUCGCUCAGUGCUGCUUUCCUCAGCUGUCGUUCGUGUCCUCCGCUGUCCGCAACCUAAUCAAGAUCGACUUCAUCGGCGCAUUACCCCACGAGCUGGGCUUCAAGAUCCUUUCCUACCUCGACACCACCUCACUCUGCAAAGCAGCGCAGGUGAGUCGUAAAUGGAGGCAGCUUGCCGACGAUGACGUGGUUUGGCACAAGAUGUGUGAGCAGCACAUCGACAGGAAGUGCACCAAAUGCGGGUGGGGAUUGCCUUUACUGGACCGAGCACGUCUACGACACGAGAAGAGGAGGAUACAGCUGCGAGCAUCUGGACGGGGCAUCAACGAAUGGUCCCCAAACAUUACUCCGGUACCCGAGAGCUUCGAGCCCCCCACAACCCUGGUCCACCGGCUUUCCGAUUCUUCCGAUAUCACCACAUGUAGCAAGCGCUCUGCUCCCGAGGACUCUGCAUCGCCAGAGGUCUCGUCGAAACGUUCCUGUACUGAGGUCACACAUCGCGACGCCCGCGAUCAGUUAGCCUCAUACUUCGACCAACCUAAGAAACGCCCGUGGAAGGAUGUCUACAAGGAUCGUUUCAAGGUUGGUACCAACUGGAAAUAUGGACGUUGUUCCGUCAACAUCCUCAAAGGACACACCAAUGGCAUCAUGUCUCUGCAGUUCGAUGAUCGAACAUUGAUUACAGGAUCCUAUGAUGCCACUGUUAAGGUGUGGGACAUCAAGACCGGGAAGGAGAUUCGAACUCUUACUGGACACACUGCCGGCAUCCGCUGCUUACAAUUCGAUGACUCAAAGCUCAUUACUGGCAGCCUAGACCGAACCAUCAAGGUCUGGAACUGGAGAACCGGCGAACUUAUCCGAACGUUGAAUGGUCAUACUGACGGUGUCAUCGGCCUCCACAUGGCAGAAAAAUUGCUUGCGUCAGGAUCGUCAGACCACACCAUCAUGGUGCACGACUUCAACAACUACCAGCGCGUGACACUGCGAGGCCACACAGACUGGGUCAACUCGGUCAAGAUCGACCUUGCCUCGCGCACACUUUUCUCGGCAUCUGACGACAUGACCGUCAAGCUGUGGGAUCUCGAUACACACCGAUGCAUCAAGACAUACGAAGGUCACGUUGGCCAGGUGCAACAAGUCUUACCCCUGCCACACGACUUCGAGAUUGACGAAGAUGACUUCAACGCCACCACCAACGCCGAUGUCUCCGACACUGCUUCUCAACCCCCUUCUGACUGCGAGGCAGCCUUGCCGUCGUUUUCCGCUAUACAAGAGGAGUCGGUCUUUCCUGACGACCCAUCACGCCCGAGUCCACCUUCAUAUAUGCUCACCGGCUCUCUCGAUGGCACUAUUCGUCUUUGGCACGUCCCUUCAGGCCGGUGCGUUCACCGCUUCUUCGGCCAUGUGGAGGGAAUCUGGUCGCUUGCAGCGGACUCUCUCCGCGUAGUCAGCGGUGCUGAGGACAAGACGAUAAAGAUCUGGGACCCUCGUACUGGCAAGCACGAGAGGACUCUGGUCGGCCACACCGGGCCUGUGACCUGUAUCGGCCUUAGUGACGAACGAGUCGUCAGCGGUGGGGAGGACGGCACUGUCCGGAUCCACUGUUUUACAAGUGUUUGA